GCCCGAGACCAUCUUGCUCCAGGCCAUCCAAGCAGGCGACACACGCCAGCAGAGCCAGGACAAGGAUGUGCACACCCACUUCCGCUUCCUAUGGGAAACCUACAAGGUGAUCUUGGAUGUGCUGAAGUCCAACAGCCGACUUGAGGAGGCUCUUCAGUUUUUCGUUCGUGUUGCUGAGUUUGUUUGGUGUAUUUUGAUCUUUGUGGGGUGUUUGGCUGAAGAUUUCAGGAAGAAGGUUCUGGGGCUCAGCGAGCUGAUUUGCGCUGUUGUGGUAUGGAGUUUGCUUCAGUGGUUUUUGGUCGAGGGAUUUUGGGAUUCCUUUGUCGGGACGUUUGCAGAAUCCUGGUUAGCUUGUGAGGCUUACAACACCUCCUCAGAGAUCUGCGAUCUCAUGACGGCUCUUGGAAAGGUCAAUCAGCGACCGAAGCCACACCUUAGGUCCAUGUACUACGAGCAUCUCGGCCAAAUCUUCUGGAAGAGCGAGAACUACCUCUUCCAUGCCUUCGCUAGCCUGAAGAACGUCUUCUUCGUAAAGGUGCGAGCCAACGCCCGGUGUCUGGCUGUUUCUCAAGUAUGCCGAUUUUGCAUUGCACACGACGACGUCCGUUUGUUUUUCGCUGCCAGGGGUGAUAGGUGCUCCUAUGCGGGCCGUUGUGGGUUGUGGCAGUUUCCUGACCAUGCCCUGAUGCGCGCUUCCUCAAGCUGGUUUGUUGUACAUAUUGUGAGCCUGAAGGCCGCCAUAGUUCAAAUGCUUGUCGCAAAAGCGAGCUAUUUGUCUGUAUGGGCAAGCCUUGCUUUCCCGUACUCUACCCACAGAUGUAUUAAUUAA
Molecule: messenger RNA, 829 nt
Organism: Symbiodinium sp. CCMP2456
Lineage: Eukaryota; Dinophyceae; Suessiales; Symbiodiniaceae
Source: the annotation of a GenBank genome assembly